Molecule: messenger RNA, 1889 nt
Organism: Labeo rohita (rohu)
Lineage: Eukaryota; Metazoa; Chordata; Actinopteri; Cypriniformes; Cyprinidae
Gene: pglyrp2
Product: peptidoglycan recognition protein 2
Exons: 5
Coding region: 185-1603 (472 amino acids)
Biological process (GO): detection of bacterium; defense response to Gram-positive bacterium; peptidoglycan catabolic process
Molecular function (GO): N-acetylmuramoyl-L-alanine amidase activity; peptidoglycan binding; zinc ion binding
Source: RefSeq, a predicted model, not a curated record
GUACAAACAUACACACUCAUACACCCUCAUACAUGCAAUCCUGCUGACAGUACAAAAACAUGUUUUUUAUAGCGGAACACACCACCUGACUAACGCUAAAUUGCAGAAUUUGGAGCGACCUGCCUUUGGUGUUUCAGCAUACAUAGAAAUACUCAGUACUGAGUAGUAGCGUUUAGUACUGAUAAUGACGCCAGGAGCAUUGUGGAUUAUUACCAUGUCUGGGAUUUGUGUGAUCAUUCAGAGCUCAGCGGUUCAUCUAAGGAACAUGGAGCACUUUAUAACUGCUGUAACACACUUAGAAGAUUUAAACCCAGGACUAAGUCCACUGGCUUUAAUGACAAGUCUACGCAAGAUUACAGACCAAAGUGACAACAUCACAAAUGACUUUGUGGGAUCAUCUGACAAUAGAGAUGACAUUCACUACAAAAACAACACAGAGCAGCUGAAUGUAAACCACGAUCUCUUCAAUUUCUUGAAAGAAGUCACUCAUCAUUUCAUAUCAGAAGGUCAUGAAGAAAGGGGAGUUGUUCUGACUCCUGAUGGCACAACGGUUGCCCUUGCUCCUCUGGUUUUAGGUCUUGAAUAUGGGCUACAGGCUAACGAGAAUAAUAACCAGCCUCGUGGUUUCUAUCUACUCCCACUGGCCAAGUACUUAGGCAUGUCAUUUCUCCACGCAACUACAUCUGAGCGACUUGGCCCGGAUGGUUGUUGGGACAGUCUAUCUGCUCCCAUGGUUUUCACUCUUUUAGGCAUGCCUUCUUUGGCCACUGAUGCUGUGGUCCAUGGUGGAAUGGAUGGAGCCAUUCUUGGGAAGCACCUUUCUGUUGUUAACUGCUCUGAAGUAAAUUUAAGCACACUAUUGAGGAGCUACUAUUUAAGGACUAUGGAAGAGUUGGAUAAUGUCUCGGAUACUCAUCUGAUGGGCCGCUUUCGCAGACAUAAUUUUAAAAAGAUUACAAAACCAUCACUGCUUCAGGAGAUGGUAGCAGAAGCACUGCAUAGUCAUCCAGGAGACAUUGGGGUGGAGAGUCUAAUACAAAAAGGAAUUAAAGAUUUUGUGCUACGUUAUAUGGAGUGUCCUGCCAUUAUUCCAAGAUGUAUAUGGGGCGCAGCGCCACCUACGGUUUCUCUAGGCUCUCUGUCACCACCACUGCAAUUUCUGUAUAUUCACCACACACAUACUCCCAGCAAACCCUGUCGAAACCUUCAGACAUGUUCCAGAAAUAUGAGGGCGAUGCAACAUUUCCACCAGAAUGACCGGGGCUGGCAUGAUAUCGGCUACAGCUUUGUGGUUGGGUCUGAUGGCUACAUCUACGAAGGCCGAGGUUGGAUGUCAGUAGGGGCUCAUACUAAAGGACGCAAUACUGUUGGCUAUGGUGUUGCUUUCAUUGGGAACUACGCUGCUCAUUUACCCUCAAAACAUGACAUGGAGCUACUGCGCCAUCAUCUGGUCAAAUGUGGAGUGAGCAGGGGAUUUCUGCAGAAGAAUUUUACCAUUCUGGGACAUAGACAAGUGGUAGCAACCACUGCCUGUCCAGGGGAUUCACUGUAUUCCGAAAUAACAACCUGGGAACACUACAAAGAUACAGAUCCUUUGAAGUAACAAUGAAGACAUCUGCUGUCACUGACAUGACUGACAGUGCAAGACUGCUUUACAACCACAACAAUGAAACCCACUAAAUAGUAUGAGAAAUACUGUUAAUUUUUUCAUUUUAAAUAUAAUUUAAAAGUUAAAAUGUUGGGACUGAAAUGUAAGGUUAUUAGCAUAAAACAGAAAUAUUACUUUAGUAUUACUUUGUACAUUAGCUGGGAGCCUGUAUGAAAUCCUGAAAUGUCCCUGUAUGUAUGUGAGAAUUACAUGUGUAAAAAUAAACAAGGUGCUAUCUGAA